CACCCCCUAAUCAUGGAAGCUCCGCCGAAUACUAUCAAUUCCAAUUCGUCCAGAGGCAGCCCAGUUCUUUAGGCCAUCAUGAAUCUGUAUAUAGCACCUCAAUCUAAUCAUAUCAUGAAUAUCCCCAUACUUCACACAUCCUCGAAUCAUGUUCUCAACCACAAGACUAUGGUUCCGGCAACUGCACGCCCUGAUAAGGAAAAUCUUCCUAAUCACGCUCGUCAAGCACUGGCUCUCAACACUCCUCCGAGCUCUCCUCAUCCCCGUCCUGAUUCUCGUUCUAGUCCUUCAAAUCCAGAACUUCACCGGCGAUGGAAGCAGGGUUCGAACGCAGGGCCUGAUGUUGAGGGUGUUAUUGACAAGAUCAAGAGUGGUUUGAAGGGGAGUGUUGAAGUUGCUGAUACUGAGGCUGAUUUACGAAAACGAUGUCCCACGAGUCUGAGCGGGGUAACGAAUUGUUACGCUGCUAUUAUCUUCAGCGAUUCGCCGUUGAGCAAGGCGGGGAAUAAGACAUGGAGUUACACCAUCAGGGUUAGUUCCGCACGAGCAUCAACCAAAUUCGACAUCACCACGCCUUCGAAGAACCACUACGCACCAUUACAACUCGCCGUCGAAAAUGCCAUCACGAACUCGACUACGACUCCGAAUAACUACAUGUUUACGAGGAUAACACAAGAUGAAGCUGCCGAGUUGAGGCGUCGUAACUUUGCGGCGACUAUCGUCGGUGGUUUUGGAAUCGUGUGUUUUCUGAGUAUGAUAUCUUCCGUGUUUCACAUCAUUGGGAUGAUAUCGACUGAGAGGGAGGCGGGGAUGGCGCAGUUGAUUGAUGUCAUGACGGGUGGUGCUGCUUCGGCGAGAGUGUUGAGUUAUCUUAUUGCUUUUGAUAUCAUCUACUUGCCAAGUUGGAUCAUCUUUGGAGCCUUGUACGCAACCCUCCUUGUCCCGACCUCGAACGCCGGCAUCGUCAUCCUCUGGCAGAUCCUAUCCGGCCUAUCCCUCACAAGCAUGAGCGUCUUCGCAGCCACCAUCAACAUCCGAUACACCGCCAUAUCCAUGGUCAUUGUGCUCAUGCUCCUCGCCACGCUCUGCGAAAUCCUCGACUCGAAACCUGAGAACGUUCCUGCACUUAUCGUCCUGAUCCUAUCCGCUAUCUUCCCGAGCUCGAGCUACAUCUUCUUCCUGAACCAACUAUGCCGAAGCGAAUCACAAGGUCUCGCAACGAACAUCUCGAAACCAGCUCCCCAUCAACCUCGCAUAUACGAAGUCACAGUAUCUAUGCUAUGGGGACUAUUGUCCCUUACCAUAGUUUUCUAUCCCUUGGUAGCUAUCCUUAUAGAGAAGUGUUCUCACGGGGUUAGCAACAAGGGAAGGGAAUUCUCAAGCGCCAAUGGAACGACCGAUUCCCCAACUGCCCUUGAGAUCGUCGACCUUACGAAAACUUACAAACCUUCCCUCUGGAGACGGUGCUGCCGAAGAGCUCGUCCGACGAUCGCUGUCAACUCGCUUAGCUUUUCCAUGCAGAGGAAGCAAGUCUUGUGUCUUCUCGGUAUCAAUGGAUCUGGCAAGACCACAACACUAGGUUUGAUCGCUGGUACACAAAAGCUUACCAGUGGCUCGAUACGUGUCAAUGCUCCUCGUUCCAAUCUUGGCAUCUGCCCUCAACGCAACAUCCACUGGCCCGAGCUUUCAGUUCUCGAACACGGUAGACUAUGGGCCAUGAUGAAAGGCGGGUCAACAGACCCUCAAUCAUUAGACACCCUCGUCGAAUCCUGUGAUCUCUCCUUAAAGAAGCAUAGUCCCGUCGGAACUCUAAGCGGAGGCCAGAUGAGAAAGGUCCAAAUGCUAUGUAUGUUAGCAGGCGGUAGUUCAAUAUGUCUCAUGGACGAAGUCACCACCGGCAUGGACCCUGUGUCUCGAAGAGCAAUGUGGAACAUCAUCCUCGCCGAACGUCAAAAACGAAGCCUUAUCCUCACAACCCAUUUCCUCGACGAAUGCGAAGUUUUGGCCGAUCAAGUCGUCAUUGUAUCACACGGCCACGUCAAAUGUCAAGGUUCAACAGCAGCAUUGAAGAACCUCCACGGAGGAGGUUAUCGCGUACAUUUACCUGGUGUUCAGAAUCCACCGGAGACGCCAUAUGUUACGACUGUACAUCAAGGGCAGACUGUGUUCAACACUCCUGAUUCGACAUCUGCUGCACAGCUUUUGACGUCUCUACAAGCGGGAGGAUACUCAGAUACAUCGCUAAGUGGGCCAACUAUGGAAGAUGUUUUCCUCAAAGUCGCUGAUGACGGUGACGAUGACGACGAUGGAACUUCUGAUCGGAGUCCUUUCCUUGGAGGUAACGAGACACCAGACAGUCAGCUUAGUUCAGGAACACAAGCCUCAUUCCUCCAGCAACUGUCAGCUCUACUCGUAAAGCGCCUUCUAGUUCUCAAGAGAGGCUUCUGGUGGUAUAUACUCGCCCUAGCAAUCCCACUAAUCUUCACACCCAUCUUCAGCGCCAUGGCCAACGAUCCUACUCCCUUCCAACCAACACCCUGCGUAUCAGCCGACUCAUCAAUUCUCGACGAACCGUGGCCCAUUGCUCUUCGUCCAGAUAGUUACUACGAUCUCGCAGGUUUCGACAAUAUAUCUAUGCUCGUCGGUCCAAACUCUCUCAACAAGACCCUGUUCCGCUCUUUAUCGAAGUUUCCUGUUGGGAAAGAGUAUGAUAUUAAGGCUUAUCAGGAUCAGUUCAAGUUCCAACAUGACUAUGAUGCUUUCCUGAAACAAGUUCGUGAUAAGCCGAGGGAGCUUGUCCCUGGAGCGUUGUACAUGAAUGGGAAGGAUAAAAACACGCUUGCUUACAACGCUGAGCUUGGACCGGAUGGAUCAAUGUUGAUGUUGAAUAUGUGGAGUCAACUAAAGAGUGAAACUCCAAUUUCUCUGUCGUUUGCGUACUUCAGUUCAUCUAUCCCAUCUGACCCUGGCCCAGGAAUGUUUCUCGCUAUCCUGCUCACUGUUUUGCACGUCCUAUACCCAGCCUUCUUUGCCCUAUACCCGGCGUACGAACGACUUCGCAAGAUCCGAACCCUACAAUACUCCAAUUCUAUCCAACCUCUUGCACUUUGGACAUCACAUAUCAUCAUCGAUAUUGUUUUCGUUCUCAUUAUUUCCUGCCUAUCAACAUUGUUUAUCUCUUUGAUCAUUUUGAAGUGGUACGGCGUUUGGCAUUUGUUUCCUGUCAUGCUGCUGUAUGGCUUUGCGAUGAUGCUCUCGUGUUAUAUCAUCUCCCUCUUUGCCCGAUCUGAACUCUCUUCUUUUGGUAUAUCCUUUUGUGUAUCACUUUUGAUGUUUGGCAUUUCCGUCGCGGGUCUAAUGAUUGCGUCCGUCAACCAAAGUCCCGGCAACCGAUCUUCCUCCAUGGACACAGCGGUAUUCAUCCUCGGUCUCAUCUUCCCAGUCGCCAAUCUCUUCCGUGCUAUGGUUGUCGGCCUCAACGUCUGGGCCGCAGGAUGUCGUGGUGAUGCAGUGAUAAGCUACCCAGGUAACAUCCACGCAUAUGGUGGCCCGAUUCUUCUUCUCUGUAUUCAAAUCGCGUACCUGUUUGCUCUUCUACUAUUGCUCGAUAGAAGAACAUGGACACUUCGAAGUCUGUGGGCAGAGCAUAUCGUGUCGUUGUAUCAGAGGAAGAGGAUGAACGUGAAGGAUGCUCACAUCGAGAUGGCGCCGAUGAAAGAGUGUCGAGGUAUGACAGGGAACUUGGUCGAUGUUGAUCAUAUUCAUAAGUCUUUUGGAGGUAAUGUUGCUGUUGAUGGUGUAUCUCUCACGAUGGCGAAGGGAGAGCUACUUGCACUUCUCGGACCCAACGGCGCUGGUAAGACGACUACCAUCAACAUGAUGCGAUGCGAAGUUCGUCCCGACUACGGCAACAUCUACAUCAAAGGCGUGGACAUGCAGAAGGAUAUUCGAGCAGGUCGUCAGAGCAUCGGCUACUGCCCACAGUUCGACGCCUUGGAUCAGAUCACCGUGCGCCAACAGCUCGCUUUCUACGCUCGUGUAAAGGGCAUUCCAGAUGUACAGAGGAACGUCAACUUGGUCAUGUCCAAGGUUGGACUUCGACCUCAUGCCGAUAAGCUGACGUCUCGACUAUCUGGUGGUAACAAGCGGAAGCUGAGCUUGGCUAUUGCACUACUAGGUAACCCACCGAUUCUCAUCCUUGAUGAACCAAGUUCAGCAAUGGACCCUAUAGCCAAGCGCGACAUGUGGGCUAUGCUCUCAUCCAUCUCAUCAAGUCGCUCAGUUCUCUUGACGACACACUCGAUGGAAGAAGCAGACAUGCUAGCAACCCGCGUCGCAAUCCUCUCCAAACGCAUCCUCGCCGCCGGCACAAUCCAAGAACUCCGCAACAGGCACAGCAACUCCUACGAAGUACAUUUGGUCUUAGAAUCAGCACCAUCCUCUGACCAGCUUGAAAUGCAAAAGGUGGAAGCGUGGAUUCGCCAGACAUUUCCAGGUGCCAACUUCAGAGGGCUGAGCCUAGGUGGACAAUUUCGGUUCAGCAUCCCGGCGAAUAAUAGUGCCGAUGAAGCUUUUGCGGCAUCUCAGAAUAGAAAAGGACAGGUUGUGGAGGUGAUUGAGUCUUUGGAGCAGCAUAAGAGGAGUAUGGGGGUUGCUCAUUAUACUGUUAGUAUGGGAACUUUGGAGAUGAUAUUCUUGAAGAUCAUUGAGGAGUACAUUUUGUAUUAG
Fusarium redolens is the source of this 4728-nucleotide messenger RNA. RefSeq lists its product as uncharacterized. Gene Ontology annotation, molecular function: ATP hydrolysis activity; ATP binding; ABC-type transporter activity. The record is from RefSeq and is a predicted model, not a curated record. Gene Ontology annotation, cellular component: intracellular membrane-bounded organelle; membrane. NCBI's taxonomy places the organism in Eukaryota, Fungi, Ascomycota, Sordariomycetes, Hypocreales, Nectriaceae. The coding region runs from base 79 to 4728 and encodes 1549 amino acids. The transcript has 12 exons. Gene Ontology annotation, biological process: lipid transport; transmembrane transport.